Messenger RNA from Naegleria gruberi, 759 nucleotides. RefSeq lists its product as uncharacterized. The transcript has a single exon. Lineage: Eukaryota; Heterolobosea; Eutetramitea; Acrasida; Naegleriidae. The record is from RefSeq and is a predicted model, not a curated record. The coding region runs from base 1 to 759 and encodes 252 amino acids.
AUGGCCUCCUCCAGCCCAUCUUCACUAUCAGCAAUUCAAGGAUUGUGGCUCGUUGUAUUGACAGCUCUCGUCUCAUAUCUCUUUUACAUUGUAAUGGUCCAACAGAAGAGAGAGAUUGAUCUUUUACAAAAACAAGUGCAACUUCAUCACAAUUUGUGGAAACAAUGGGUUGAUUAUGAGAGUAAGAGAAAGGGACAAGUCAAUGUCAGAUCUUCUAGACAUGUACAAACUCAGCAAGAAGUUGGGGAGGAGUAUUUACAAAUUGACUUUUGGAGGGAAUAUGUUCAGAGAGCUCUUCCACCUGGCUGUGAAGAUUCGGAAUUUCAUAGACAAUGGUUAUUGGAAAUGGAUUCAUAUUUUUGGAAUAGAAUUUCACAGGAGAAGAAUCAUGUCUAUUUGAAUUGUGAUUUGAUUGAGAAGGAGGGAUUGUGUGAACAAUAUUCUCAAUUCUUGGAAAAGAAACUUCCUCAAUUCAAUUUUACAAUUCUCAAUGAAAGCAAGCUGAUUACAAAAUCUCAAAUGGUGCUCAAAGUAGUUGAUAAUUCAGAAAAAUUGAAAGAGUUGACCAAAGCUGAUGAAAGCGUUCAACAUUUGGAUAAAAUUGUUGCUUUUAUUGGUGAUUGCAAUCCAGACCACUCCAACCCAAACAACCCAUGGUUAAUUGUCAAAUUUGCCAUUGUAAAUAAUUCAAUUGUCACUUGUGAUGAUGUUUCACUUUCUGCCCUUAGUAAUUUUGUUUGGAAAAAGGGUGUAGAAUGA